Phycomyces blakesleeanus NRRL 1555(-) is the source of this 1575-nucleotide messenger RNA. RefSeq lists its product as hypothetical. The record is from RefSeq and is a predicted model, not a curated record. Lineage: Eukaryota; Fungi; Mucoromycota; Mucoromycetes; Mucorales; Phycomycetaceae. Bases 1 to 1575 code for a protein of 524 amino acids. The transcript is spliced from 9 exons.
AUGUCAAAGUUUGAUAAGUUUAAAUUCUCAAAACUGAAAGCAGUCUUCUCCAACCGCACUAAAUUCAGCAUCAACGAGAUCAAUGAUGACCACAUGAUCCACAUUGCACCCAAUUAUGAGAGUGGUAACCCCAAAGCAACUGAGACUUUUGCUUACGGAGAAGCCUUUUCUUUUUGGUUUGAGAACUUGGCCAAAAGACACUCGAACUGGAACAUGACCAACACUCAUGCAUCCCAGGCCACCAGAACUGUCAGUCCCAAAGACGUUGUAACAACUGUGUACUUCGUCUGUGACCACCAGGGUUUGCCCAAGAAGGUCAAACUAGUUGAAGACACUGGCAAUCAGAAAGCCAAAAGGGUUCAAACCAGAUCAAUUAAGAAUAGCUGCAAGGCCAAAAUCACUAAGAAGACCUUGCAAAAUGCUAGUCUUGGCAUUUCUAGUUUCCCGAUGUCUCUGUGCAUCAAUGCUCAUUUGAACAAGCUUUCAAGAAAAAACGCCAUUGAUAAGGCAAGUGUCAAGCAAUGGAUCGAGUUCUUAGAAAAAAAAAAAGAACUAUCUGGUUCACAUUGUCUUUCAUCAAGAUUCUUGAGUUGGCAAAUGAGUGAUGCAUUGACUCCACUCACAAGACUUGCAAAUCCUUGGUGUAUUCCAAGAAGCACUCGUAUUUACUUAAUCACAACCUUGUCACAAUGGCUCAGUUGGGUUAAAUCCAACUGUAGCCUGCGUGUCAAGCGCGUGAUGAUUGACUGCAGCCCAGUCGAGAUUGGUGCCCUAGAGGAAGUCUUUGGCCAGUUGGUUCAGGUUCUUUUGUGCUACUGGCACAUCAAGAGAGCAUGGGAGAUGUACAUCAAAAAAGAUAUAAAUUAUGUAAAAAUUACUGGAGCCACCCAUGAAAGCAAGUGUGAGCAAGAUGCAGUUUGGGUAACCCUCAACUUACUGAUACAUGCCAAAACUAAGGAGGCGUUUGACCAGCAAUACGAGGAAUUUGUUUCCAAGUUUGCUGGUCAUGAGAAAUGUGUGGCAUACUUUGCCACGCACUGGCAUGCUAAAUUCCACACGAACAAUCUUAUUGAAUCCUAUCACCAUAUCUUGAAAGCUUACUACUUGGGAAGAUCAAAAAACUUCUGGGUUGACCGGUUAGUUUACAUGCUCUCCCAAGUAGUUGAGUAUGACUAUAAACAAGAGGGUCUCAAGAUUAUGUAUGGGUUCAAGAAGCUUGUUCUCACUCAUGUUGAGAAGGCUAAGAAGAAAAAGGCUUUUGACGUUGAUCACGAGGAUGCUCUUUGCAUGAUUAAAACUGUAGAAGACAACUUGAUGUACAAGUGUUGCUCUUUUACUGACAAUUCUGUUUGGUAUGAGGUCUUGCUUAAAGAGAAAAACCCAGAAGUUCAGGUAGUUAAGAGAAAUGAGGAAAGUGCUGCAGCACAAAAUGAGUUGCAUUUGCUUGAGCUUGAUGAAGUUUCUGAAAGCAGAAAACUUGAAGAGUGGUUCUGGGAUAGACGUAACAUCCCAGAUUUUGAGAGAUUGCUUGUCUCUGAUAGAAGAAAUCGGCGUUGCUUCUCAGCAAAAGUAUAA